Messenger RNA from Monopterus albus (swamp eel), 1417 nucleotides. Its product is annotated as DEP domain-containing mTOR-interacting protein. Gene Ontology annotation, cellular component: plasma membrane. The record is from RefSeq and is a predicted model, not a curated record. Gene Ontology annotation, biological process: positive regulation of GTPase activity; intracellular signal transduction; regulation of signaling. Gene Ontology annotation, molecular function: GTPase activator activity; guanyl-nucleotide exchange factor activity; protein binding. Lineage: Eukaryota; Metazoa; Chordata; Actinopteri; Synbranchiformes; Synbranchidae.
AUGGAGAGAACAAGCAGCAAAUGUAGAAAAGUCGAGGCUAAACAACAUAAGGCUGAAGUCAUGACUGCAGGAGAACAACUCAGGUUGAGACUUCAUGACGUAAAACUGAUUAACCACCUGCGCACAUAUCCUAACUGCUUCAUAGCACAUGAACUUAUAGACUGGCUUUUGAGCCACAAGGAAGCUUCAGAUCCAGCAACAGCUGUCGGUCUCAUGCAGCACCUCAUGGAUCAUGACAUUGUUCACCAUGUGUGUGAUAAGAGACCGGUAUUCAAAGAUGCCAAACUGCUGUACCGUUUCCGUGAGGACGAUGGCACAUUUCCCUUUAAUGCAGAGGUGAAAAUUUUCAUGCGAGGACAAUGUCUAUAUGAAAAACUCAUUAGGGACAAGAACUCCAUUCUGCAGCUGAGAGAGGAGCAUGGUGUAGCAUAUGAGAGCUCCUUUUCUGGCUGCCACUUGAUUGACUGGCUCCUUCAGAACGGAGAGACAGAAAGCCGGUGUCGGGGAUCAGAGCUGUGUCGUGCAUUGCAGGAGCAUGGCAUCAUUCAGCACGUGGAAAAGCAGCAUGAUUUCUUUGACAGUGGACUACUGUAUCAGUUCUGCAUUUGUUUUCACUGCUGCCACCACCUAUCUGAGCUGUUAAGCGAGCAAGACAGUGACAAGGAGGUGAUGGAGUUAUCCCAAAAAGAGAACAGCCCCUACAGUCCAUUUGUUCUGUGUAAAAGCAAAGCCCAGGAGGGCAGCAGUGCCUUCCAGUCUGUGAGGUCAAGUAAAGAGCUGAAACUUACCAGAUGCUAUCCAGGCAGCUUGAGUUUCCUUCAGCUUCACUCUGCUGGAUUUUCACCUUUUGUCCAUCUGUGUUCAACCUCAGUGGUGAGAUGCAAUCCUAAAUCAGUGCUUGGAAGAAAAUGUACAUGUGAAGAGCUAAUGGCACCUGGUGCACCUUUCAUCAAAAAAGUGUUGACGGUGACAGGAGAUGCUUUGGGCUGGGGGUUUGUUAUCAGAGGCAAGGCUCCCUGUUAUGUGCAGGCUGUUGACCCUGGAAGCCCUGCAGCAGCUGCUGGGAUUAAGGUGCGACAGUUUGUGUGCCAGGUGAAUGGAUGGUGUGUUCUGCACUUGGACUACAGGACCGUUUCUAGAUUGGUGAUGACAGGACCUCGCACUGUUGUUCUGGAAGUGAUGGAGCCAGUGGAAUGAGUCCUGUUUUGGACAAGGCUACAUUUACUAAAACUUAAAUACAAUAUAAUUUAUUUUUAUUUGUAGAUCCAGUGGGACAGAGUUGAUGGAGGCCCACUUAUUUUUGUCAGUCAUUGAAAAUGUUUGUCUUGGUUGCAGUAAGAAACUACAAAGAGUUGAACCAAUGGUAUGUUCAUGAACCUGAAUUUCUGAACAAUAAAUAUUGCUUUGAUAAAACUGA